Molecule: messenger RNA, 447 nt
Organism: Schistocerca gregaria
Lineage: Eukaryota; Metazoa; Arthropoda; Insecta; Orthoptera; Acrididae
Exons: 2
Coding region: 1-447 (148 amino acids)
Source: RefSeq, a predicted model, not a curated record
AUGCCACCACCACCGCCACCACCACCAUUCCGCCUGGCUGCCGCGUGUGUUGUGCGCGUCGGCCAGUCCGGGCACCCAGAACGCAGAGUGCUGCCGCCGCCGCCACCCCCUCCUCCUACUACUGUACUGCCCGGCGGCUCCUCGCAACCCGACCCGCCGCCUGUGUACACGGCGGGCGCCGCGCAUAAUUCCCGCAGAAAGGACGGACCGGCCGGCCGGCCUCCCCCCAACCCUUCCAAAUCGCUGCCGCCGCCGCCUAAUCCCCCGCAGCUGCAGCAGCAGCAGCAGCACAGCUCACUCACACCACGCCCCCUGGCCUGGGGGCAGCGCGGCGACAGCCCGGCCGCACUCUCUUUAUUUUUAGCGCCCGUCGCUGUCACCGAGGGCGACUUUUCCCCUCCCAGCGCCGGCCGGCGAUCGAUGGCGCGCCAUUACGUCCCGAAUUAG